Molecule: messenger RNA, 675 nt
Organism: Phytophthora infestans T30-4
Lineage: Eukaryota; Oomycota; Peronosporomycetes; Peronosporales; Peronosporaceae
Exons: 1
Coding region: 1-675 (224 amino acids)
Source: RefSeq, a predicted model, not a curated record
AUGGGCUCCUACAUCUCUAUCGUCAACAACACCGAAGAUCCGUGGACUUGCAAGAUCGGUCCUGACGAGGCAGCGCUCAAGAUCGCCGGCAUCGUCAUCUCUGUCAUUGGUGCGGCUGCUACCGUUAUCGGAACGGCUGGGGCUGCUGCUCCAGUCGCCUCUGCGCUUGCAGCCAACGGGGUGGUGUCUGUCUUCGGGGUGUCUACAAGUGCGCUCGCUGCAGGAGCAACUGCUGCCGCCAGCGUGAGCUCUGCGGUUGCCAUCACUGGCUCCGUCUCAGGAUUCGGUAUCGCCGUCGCUAAAGGUAUCAGUGACCGCCUCAACACGGAAGGAUUCGUCAACAUCGCUCCGGGUGACAAGCAUCAAUGGGGUAAGAUGAGUCUGUCACUGUGGCAACAAGGAACGUGUGUCCGCACCACCAUCGUCGACGAAAAGACCGUCACUACCGACACGCUGUACAUGCGUCCGAUCUUCAGUGGGGGUACUGACAAUUCCAACCUCGACCACGAGAUUCAGUUCUGGAUCGACAAGUUCGGGCUCGAGACGGAGACGGUGACCGGAACGACAGACCAAGAGAGCCGUCGCAGCUUGCGCAAGAGCGAAGAUGACGAUGAACAGGUUGUGUACUUCUAUGGCAACGGCACCAACACGUACAACCCAAACCAAGGCAACUAA